Molecule: messenger RNA, 2228 nt
Organism: Helianthus annuus (common sunflower)
Lineage: Eukaryota; Viridiplantae; Streptophyta; Magnoliopsida; Asterales; Asteraceae
Product: ATP-citrate synthase beta chain protein 2
Exons: 17
Coding region: 206-2032 (608 amino acids)
Biological process (GO): tricarboxylic acid cycle; fatty acid biosynthetic process; acetyl-CoA biosynthetic process
Cellular component (GO): cytosol
Molecular function (GO): ATP citrate synthase activity
Source: RefSeq, a predicted model, not a curated record
CCAACAACCACCCACCAGUCUCUUUCUCUUAAUAUUAAACCUAUACAUACACAAACAUGUAUCUAAAUCCUCCAUAUCUUCAACCCCCCUAUAUAUAGCCACCCAUUAGUUUCUCUUCACAUCCCAUUGCUCGUCUCAUAAACCCAUCACACAUUUGACAUUUUUCAACAAAUUCUUACAUUCCAAGGUUUUUUGAGCGAGCACCAUGGCGACAGGGCAACUUUUUUCCCGUACGACACAAGCGUUGUUCUAUAACUAUAAGCAACUACCGAUUCAGAGGAUGCUUGAUUUUGACUUCCUUUGCGGGAGGGAAACACCUUCAGUUGCUGGGAUCAUUAACCCGGGUGCCGAGGGAUUUCAGAAACUAUUUUUUGGGCAAGAAGAGAUUGCCAUUCCCGUUCAUUCUACUAUCGAAGCAGCUUGUGCAGCACAUCCUACUGCCGAUGUUUUUAUAAAUUUUGCAUCAUACAGAAGUGCUGCUGCUUCGUCCAAUCUUGCUCUUAAACAACCGACAAUCCGAGUAGUGGCUAUUAUUGCUGAGGGUGUUCCUGAAGCGGACACCAAGGAAUUGAUCGCAUAUGCAAGAGCAAACAACAAGGUUGUCAUUGGCCCUGCGACUGUCGGCGGUAUCCAAGCCGGAGCUUUCAAAAUCGGCGACACUGCCGGGACAAUCGAUAACAUCAUACAAUGCAAACUUUACAGGCCUGGAUCCGUUGGAUUUGUCUCCAAAUCUGGUGGCAUGUCAAAUGAGUUGUACAAUACAAUUGCCCGUGUGACGGAUGGAAUUUAUGAAGGUAUUGCUAUUGGAGGAGACGUUUUUCCCGGUUCUACUCUUUCUGAUCAUGUUUUGCGGUUCAACAACAUUCCUCAGGUGAAAAUGAUUGUUGUGCUUGGUGAACUUGGCGGUCGAGAUGAGUACUCCUUAGUUGAAGCCCUUAAAGCCGGAAAAAUUAAUAAGCCCGUAUGCGCUUGGGUCAGUGGAACUUGUGCCCGCCUCUUCAAGUCCGAAGUCCAAUUCGGGCACGCGGGGGCCAAGAGUGGAGGUGAAAUGGAGUCUGCACAAGCUAAAAACCAAGCACUUGGGGACGCUGGGGCCAUUGUCCCGACAUCAUAUGAAGCAUUUGAAACUUCAAUCAAGGAAACGUUCCAGAAGUUGGCUGAGGAGGGCAAGAUUAGCCCGAUUAAGGAGUUCACGCCUCCACAAAUCCCUGAGGAUCUUAACAGCGCGAUUAAGAGUGGGAAAGUGCGAGCACCAACUCAUAUUAUUUCAACUAUUUCUGAUGACAGAGGGGAAGAGCCGUGCUAUGCUGGUGUACCGAUGUCUACCAUUAUUGAAAAAGGAAUGGGUGUCGGUGAUGUUAUUUCACUUUUAUGGUUUAAACGCAGUCUCCCUCGAUACUGCACACAAUUCAUCGAGAUUUGCAUCAUGUUAUGUGCUGAUCACGGGCCAUGUGUAUCCGGUGCUCACAACACAAUCGUGACCGCAAGGGCAGGAAAAGAUCUCGUCUCGAGCCUUGUUUCUGGUUUGCUAACGAUUGGUCCACGUUUCGGUGGUGCCAUUGAUGAUGCUGCUCGGUACUUCAAAGACGCUUACGAUAGGAAACUUUCACCAUAUGAGUUCGUUGAAAGUAUGAAAAAGAAGGGUAUUCGUGUGCCCGGAAUAGGUCACAGGAUAAAAAGAGGGGAUAACAAAGAUAAGAGAGUGGAACUAUUACAACUAUUUGCGCGCACCAAUUUCCCAUCAACAAAAUACAUGGAAUACGCGGUUGAAGUAGAAACUUACACUCUCUCAAAGGCAAACAACUUAGUGAUGAAUGUUGAUGGUGCCAUUGGUUCCCUUUUCUUGGAUCUUCUUGCCGGUAGCGGGAUGUUCACCAAACAAGAAAUUGAUGAGAUUAUUUCCAUCGGUUACCUUAACGGGCUCUUUGUUUUGGCCCGUUCCAUCGGUCUAAUCGGGCAUACGUUCGACCAGAAGAGACUGAAGCAACCGCUAUACCGUCACCCAUGGGAAGAUGUUCUUUACACCAAGUAAAGCAAGCAAUCCACCAUUGUUGGCAUCUGCAGAUGACUGUUUGUGUUUUGUCUGUUUGUAACAUUUAGCUUAUUAAGGUGUUUCUAUAUUCAUAUAUUGUUUGUCUCCUGAAACCAAGCUUAUUAUGUAGUUCUUUUUGUUUUAUGUUGAAUAAAGACUUCGUUUUAGUAGAAAUGUCUAGUUUGAGAUGAUGGUA